This is a messenger RNA of Paramecium tetraurelia, 2559 nucleotides long. RefSeq lists its product as uncharacterized. The transcript is spliced from 3 exons. Gene Ontology annotation, cellular component: ribonucleoside-diphosphate reductase complex. NCBI's taxonomy places the organism in Eukaryota, Ciliophora, Oligohymenophorea, Peniculida, Parameciidae. Gene Ontology annotation, biological process: DNA replication; deoxyribonucleotide biosynthetic process. Gene Ontology annotation, molecular function: ribonucleoside-diphosphate reductase activity, thioredoxin disulfide as acceptor; ATP binding. The record is from RefSeq and is a predicted model, not a curated record.
AUGGAUCAAGAUCAUGAUUAUUCUUUUGAGCAUUUAUAAGAAUUAGCAAAAUAAAAAAAUAUAUCUUAUGUAUUAAAAAGAGAUGGAGGAAAAUAAAACAUCGAUAUUUAGAAGAUAGCAGAGAGAUUAUAAAAUUUAGCAUCAAAUCUAUAACAUAUCAAUAUAAACUUGAUAAUGUGGAAGGUUAUUCAAGGGAUGUAUGAGGGAAUUACAACUGUGCAAUUGGAUAAUUUGGCGGCAGAAACAUGUGCAUACAUGAAUUUAGUUCAUCCACAAUAUUCAUUAUUGGCUGCAAGAAUAGCAGUCAACAACCUCCACAAGGAAACAAGUGAAUCCUUUAGUGAAGUGGCAACUAAAUUACAUUCAUUCACAGAUAAAUAUGGUAGACCAGCCCCAUUGAUUGCUGAUGAUGUUUAUAAAAUAAUAAUGGAAAAUAAAGAUAUCAUAUAAAAUGAGAUAAAUUAUGACAGAGAUUACCAAUAUGAUUUUUUUGGUUUUAAGACUUUAGAAAGAAGCUAUUUACUAAAGGAAGGGAAAAAGCCAAUUGAAAGACCAUAAUAGUUAUUAAUGAGAGUCAGCAUUGGUAUUCACAAAGAGGAUCUCUAAUCUGCCUUUUAAACUUAUCAUUUAAUGUCCUAGAAGUACUUCACUCAUGCCACACCAACCUUAUUUAACAGUGGCACUCCCUAUCCUUAAAUGUCAUCAUGUUUCCUGUUGGAUAUGGUAGAUGAUUCCAUUGAAGGUAUAUAUGAGACUCUCAAGAGAUGUGCUCUAAUCAGUAAGUCUGCUGGAGGAAUUGGAUUAAGUGCUUCAAAGAUCAGAUCAUAAGAUAGUUAUAUCAGAGGAACUAAUGGAAUCAGCAAUGGAUUGGUUCCUAUGUUGAAGGUGUUCAAUGAUACAGCAAGAUAUGUAGAUUAAGGAGGUGGCAAAAGAAAAGGAUCCUUCGCUAUUUAUUUAGAACCAUGGCAUAGUGAUAUUAUCAGUUUCUUAUAAUUGAGAAAGAACCAUGGGAUUGAAGAAUAAAGAGCAAGAGAUUUGUUUUUAGGUUUAUGGAUCCCUGAUCUAUUUAUGUAAAGAGUGAAGGAUGACUCGGAUUGGACUUUGAUGUGUCCAAAUGAGUGUCCAGGUCUCUAAGAUUGUUAUGGUUAAGAAUUCAACAAAUUGUACACUGAUUAUGAGUCUAAAAACAUGGGAAGAGUAACAAUGAAGGCCAGACAAUUGUGGUAAGAAAUCAUUGAUGCUCAAAUAUCAACUGGAUUACCAUAUAUGUUAUAUAAAGAUGCUUGUAAUUCAAAAAGUAAUUAAAAGAAUCUUGGUACUAUCAAAAGUAGUAAUCUAUGCACUGAAAUCAUAUAAUAUACAUCACCUGAUGAAAUUGCUGUUUGCAAUCUUGCUAGUAUUAAUUUGUAAAAGUUAAUCAAAGAAGAUAAAACCUUCGAUUUUGAUAAGCUAUUAGAGAUUACAAAAAUAAUCACAAUAAAUCUGAAUAUUGUCAUUGAUUUGAACUUUUAUCCUGUUAAAUAAGCAGAAUACAGCAAUAAAAGAAAUAGACCUAUUGGAAUUGGAGUCUAAGGAUUUGCAGAUGCAUUACAAAGAAUGAAAAUCCCAUUUGAUUCAGAAGAUGCCUUAGAAUUGAAUGCAAAGAUCUUUGAAACUAUCUACUAUGGAGCAUGCUAAACAUCUUUGGAAUUGGCUUAGAAGCUUGGACCUUAUGAAACCUUUACCGGCAGUCCAGCUUCAUAAGGAAUAUUGCAAUUUGAUAUGUGGGGUGUAAGUCCAAAAUUAUAUGAUUGGAAUACUCUCAAAUAGAAUAUUGCCAAGCACGGAAUGAGGAAUUCUUUAUUGAUUGCACCUAUGCCAACAGCAUCAACAAGUUAAAUUCUGUAAAAUAAUGAAUCAUUUGAACCAUAUACUACUAACAUCUACACAAGAAGAGUGUUGGCUGGAGAAUUCGUUUGCAUUAAUCCUCAUUUAGUUGAUGAUUUGAUUGAAUUAAACUUAUGGACACCUCAAAUCAAGAAUAAAUUAAUCAUGAACAACGGUUCUGUCUAGAAUAUCGAAGAAAUUCCUAAUAAUAUCAAAUCCUUGUAUAAGACUGUUUGGGAGAUCUCCUAAAAAGCAAUACUAAAUUUGGCCACUUCCAGAGCUCCAUUUAUUGAUUAGAGUCAGUCCUUAAAUAUCCACAUGGCUGAACCAACAAUGUCUAAAGUGACUUCUAUGCAUUUCUAUGCUGGGAGAAAAGGGGUGAAAAACAGGUACAUAUUAUAUAUAACUAUUAAAGGAAUGUAUUAUCUGAGAACUAGACCUGCAGCAGAUCCCAUUAAAUUCACAGUGGAUGUUGAGGCAUUAUUAAAAGAAGGGGGACAAAUAAAAAUUCAAUCAUCCAAAUAAGAGUUAAUCGAUGAGAGUGCAUCCAAAAAGAUUGUUACUAAUGAAGGUAAAACUGUUAAGAAGGGUAAACCUCAAAUUAUUGUUACUGAAGAUGGUGAUGAAGUUGAGGUUUGCUUGAAUUGUGGUUCUUGAAUAUAUUUAUAUUAAUAAUUUAUAUUAUUUUUACAA